Diaporthe batatas is the source of this 1335-nucleotide messenger RNA. RefSeq lists its product as uncharacterized. Gene Ontology annotation, molecular function: ATP binding; protein kinase activity. Bases 1 to 1335 code for a protein of 444 amino acids. The transcript has a single exon. NCBI's taxonomy places the organism in Eukaryota, Fungi, Ascomycota, Sordariomycetes, Diaporthales, Diaporthaceae. Gene Ontology annotation, biological process: protein phosphorylation. The record is from RefSeq and is a predicted model, not a curated record.
AUGGGCUUCUUCAACCACUGCGAGCCGAAUCGGCGAUUCAACUCCUAUACCGGCGAGACCUUCCCUAGAGGCCCCACGACAUGGCACACCAUCGACUGGGAUCAGCGACGGUACAUAUCGACGACUGUCCGUGAGGAGGUUGAUUUCGUCGAUGGCGCCGACGAAGUUGAGGAACGUGUCAUACAAUCGUUAUCUAAAAUGGUCGAUCAGCUUUCCGCCGAUGUCCUGGUUGUGAACUUCUCAAUCGAGGGCGAUUUGAUCUCGACCUCAUCCGACACCAAAUACGACACUGCCGCAAUCCCACUUUAUUCUCCUGUUGAUAUGAUCCCAGAGAAGUACCGGGACGGAUAUGUAUCAAGAUCUGACCUCAUUGAGGUUGACAGACUGUCCCCGUGUGUGGAUCUCGUCACCUACAGGGACCAGCAUGGUUCAAGAGCCGUGUUCAAAUAUCAGUUCCACCACGAUCAGGCACUAAGGAAUUGGCAUGAGAUGAAUUGUUGGAUGAGACUCAGUGGACAUCCAAAUAUCGUGCCAUUUGAUCGCAUAGUCACAGACCACCAAGAAGUCCCGAGCCAUGGCCCUGUCCACGUUGUGGUUGGCUUUACAUCAGUCUUUGUUCCGGGAUCGACUUUACAGGAUAACCCCUCACGCCUUUGUAAACUCAAGCACCUGGAGCAGCUUCUGAAGGUUGUCGAUGACCUGAAUCUCAAGUUUGGCAUUGUACACCAUGACCUAGCUCCUCGCAACGUCUUGAUCGACCCUAGUACAGACACUUUGCAGCUUUUCGACUUCAGCUCUUCUGCGAGACUUGGAUGGAGGGGUGAGUCCAAAGGUCAGGUGAUAUUCACUAAUGUUGGCACCUUCAAAGCCGACCUCAAGGGUGUCAUCGCCACGAUAUACGAGGUGAUUACCCAGGACACAAAGCUCGCAGAACAGAUCCUCCAGGGCGCAGACAUCUCGACGCUCCAGGAAAAGGAAUGGAUUAAACAUCCUGAUAUAAAUCUCGAUGCGGAUGUGACACACUAUCGACAGAGGCUUGAUAGGUGGCUGCAGUGGCGGAAUCAGCCAGAAAACUUGAUCUCGCACUAUACGCAGGCACCUAGCUACAUUGAGUGGCCACAGCCCUGGCGACCGGAAAUGCCGUUUCUGGACCAGGAAGGCAACUUGAUUGGAGAAUCUAUGCCAAGCACCUGCAUGUCGCGGGCUGCACAAAGGGCCCUUGGUCUCAAGUUCGUCGAGUGGGAGCGGCCUGCCCACAACAAGAUCCCACCCGGUUUCUGUGUGCUCGGGGAUGGGAGGCUGGUUAUGCAGACAGAAUUAGACGGAAACGUUUGA